AUAGUCCAGGAGUUCUGUUGGAUAGACAGUCGAUUGGCUCCAGGGCUGCAACCCUCUCUCUCUCUCUCUUUUUUCUCUCUCCCUCUACCUUCUCUCUCUCUCAAGAGAACGAGCGGAGAUAUAAAGCUCUCCCCGGAACAUUUCUCUCCGUUUCUUUAGUGGUACUGAGCACCUGCCUGUGUCAAAAUGAGUGACACUCUGCUGGAUGAUGGGUCCUUCAUGUUCACUUCGGAGUCUGUCGGAGAGGGACAUCCAGACAAGAUCUGUGACCAGAUCAGUGAUGCUGUCCUGGAUGCUCACCUGAAGCAGGAUCCAAAUGCCAAGGUUGCCUGUGAGACGGUGUGUAAAACUGGCAUGGUGCUGCUAUGUGGAGAGAUCACGUCCCGGGCCAACGUAGACUAUCAGAAGGUUGUCAGAGACACCAUAAAACACAUUGGCUAUGACAACUCAGACAAAGGUUUUGACUAUAAGACGUGUAAUGUGUUGGUGGCUCUGGAGCAGCAGAGUCCAGACAUCGCUCAGGGUGUCCACAUCGACAGGAAAGAGGAAGACAUGGGAGCUGGAGACCAGGGUCUGAUGUUUGGCUACGCUACAGACGAGACAGAGGAGUGCAUGCCUCUCACCAUCGUCCUGGCUCACAAACUCAAUUCCAAGAUGGCCGAACUCAGACGCAACGGAACCAUCCCCUGGCUCCGCCCCGACUCUAAAACACAAGUGACGGUACACUAUGAGCAGGAGGACGGGGCAGUGAUCCCUAUGAGGGUCCACACUGUGGUCAUCUCUGUUCAACACGAUGACGUCAUUGGCCUGGAGGAACAGAAGGAGGUGCUCAAGGAGAAAGUGAUCAAGGCAGUGGUUCCAGCUAAGUACCUGGAUGAUAAGACCAUCUACCAUAUUCAGCCCAGUGGACGCUUUGUCAUCGGAGGACCCCAGGGUGAUGCUGGAGUGACGGGUAGGAAGAUCAUUGUUGAUACGUAUGGAGGCUGGGGGGCCCACGGUGGUGGAGCUUUCUCUGGUAAAGACUUCUCCAAGGUGGACCGCUCGGCUGCCUAUGCUGCCCGCUGGGUGGCCAAGUCCCUGGUUAAGGCCAAACUGUGCAGGAGGGUGCUGGUUCAGGUAUCCUAUGCUAUCGGAGUGGCUCACCCUCUGUCCAUCUCCGUGUUCACCUACGGCUCGUCACAAAAGUCAGAGAGAGAGCUGCUGCAGAUCGUAAACAAGAACUUUGACCUACGACCUGGUGUCAUCGUCCGGGAACUGAACCUGAAGAGGCCAAUCUACCAGAACACAGCGUGCUACGGCCACUUUGGCCGGAGUGAGUUCACCUGGGAAGUCCCCAAGGAUCUCAACUACUAAACAUCCCCACCUGGUGGUCAAGUAUAUAACGAGCUCUCCCAGAGAUAGAAAACAGGCCCCCUCUAUAGGCUACAACCACAAAUGGUUCUGCUUUUUCAUUGGCUAGUGUUGGGGUUAAGGUUUAGGAUUAGGAUUAGGAUUAGGGUAAAAGGUUUGGGUUAGUGCUAAACAAUAAUUUAUGUGGUCGUAGCCCAUAGAGGGGAUCUGUUUGUUUAUGAAUGAGAGGGGUGCCACUUAUAGAGGGGCAUCUCUCUUCUCCCUCCCUCUCUUUCUCUCUCCUCCAUCUCUUUUUCUAUCACAUCAAACAUUUCAGUCAAUAGAGAGGAUGAACUCACUGUGAUUUUAAUCAGACAAUCCACACAUUUUCAUUCAGAUAAAAGGUGUCCUUAGUAUAGUGUCUCACCUACAUUAUGUGCCUUAGUAUCAAAACAAUGAUGCAUUAGAAGUAUUACAUGUGCAGAAGUAUUUAUACACACUCACUCUGGUCAAAGAGUGAUACCAUGGUCACUUUUGCUAUUAAACAAAGAAAAAAAGAAACAAACAAACAAAACCAAAUUAAAAAUAUAUAUAUAUAUAAAGCAGAGCAUUUGUGAGUGGCGGGCGGGUUCAAUAAAGAGAAAACGAUGUAUUAAAAA
This is a messenger RNA of Coregonus clupeaformis (lake whitefish), 1988 nucleotides long. RefSeq names its product S-adenosylmethionine synthase. Gene Ontology annotation, molecular function: methionine adenosyltransferase activity; ATP binding. Gene Ontology annotation, biological process: S-adenosylmethionine biosynthetic process. The record is from RefSeq and is a predicted model, not a curated record. Gene Ontology annotation, cellular component: cytosol. Lineage: Eukaryota; Metazoa; Chordata; Actinopteri; Salmoniformes; Salmonidae. The transcript has 9 exons. The coding region runs from base 187 to 1353 and encodes 388 amino acids.